CAUUGAAGAUCGACAUCUGAUGAACCUCUUUGUCUUUGCUAUCUUCGCAACCCAUAGCUUUACAAACUUCUCGUUGGCCAGCUAACAACGGCAACUUAGCUAAAGCACGAGUUUUAAAUUGGAUUACCGUGCAAAGAACAACAUGGCGUCGUUCAGAAUUGACGAUAUUUUAGCUCGACCACAGGUAUCCCGGUCCCAAACUGGCAGUGGAAUUGGCGCAUCAACCCCGAUACCAAAUUAUCAACAGUUAAGCUUUGGCGUAGACCAAAUACUCGCAAGACACGAAACGGAACAAAGAGAAAGACUACCUGUGUUAGGUAAGAAAGAUAAGAAGAAAGUUAAAAUCAUGAUGCGACCAAAUCGCUAUCUUGCGCUUGUUUCGCGGACGGUUUGUUUUCCGAUUUAUCCGAGAUUACUUAUUUUUUUACAGCCUUAUGUGGCAGAUACUAAGUGUAUUUCAUACGUAAAAAUUCUCAUAAAACAUUUAUGGUUUUAUUUAAAAUGGGUAGAUUUUUAAACAGCUUGGCUCGACACUAGAUCGCAACAGACAAGCGAUAAACUUUCACGUCUCUGAUUUUAUCUCGCUGACCGUGAGGUAUAUUAACAAAAGGAAAAAUUGUAUGUUUAUAACUGCCUUCUGCUUCGCCAACCGCAGAGGAAAAUAUGGUCGAUUAGAACCUCAAUUAUCGUAAGUUAUCCACUCCCGUUUUCGAUCAAUAAUAACACUUUAUGAUUGUGCAUUUGUGUAGUUAAAAGCUUUCGAUUUAAGCAGCGCGGGAACAGAGCAUGGAAUAUUACGAACAGCUUCUCAACCUAGUCAGCUCGAGCAAUCUGUUUCUUUGCAAAGUAGAACACAAUGCGCCACUUAAUUAAAGAAAUACCAAAGCAUGUUUAAAAGAGUCGAAAGAAGAAUAUUAAAUUAAUUGUUUUCCAAGCUUAUCUUUUCCCUUUUAUCACAUAUUACUGCAGGUGAGCAAGGCAAGGCCUAGGCACCAAUGUUAUUUCGCGUUUAUGUUUAUUUGUGAAAUGAUCAGACAGCCGAGUUGCCAUUCAAAUAUCUCAUGGCCCUUUCGCUCGUUGAUGUUUUCAUCCUGUAGCGGUUUUUGAGCACAGCGCGCUCUCGACUGCUUACACUUGAUCGUUAUAAUCUAACACGCUGUGCCCGGUUUCUGAAGCCGAUCAAACAACGGAAACGACAACGUAUCUAUUGUAUCAAAGAUAUAUUUACGGAAGUUGCGCCCUUGUACGAAUAAAACUAUUGAAGUGGUUGACGCUCAGAGAGAAGGGUGAAAAUUUGUUUUUGUCUUUGUCAGCAAAUAGGUCGAACAUUGCGGGCAUGGCGAGCACUUUACAACUUUUAUUUUCGCAAUGACCCGUUAUCUUCAUUAAAUGGUGUAAAUAGUAUCCCUAGUUUAUGAUUAAACAAAAUUAAUCUUUCAGCCUGAAAAAUCGCUGUAGAGUAUUCUGUCUCUGUAAAUAGCAAAUAGGACAGGAAGGUUGCUCAACCUAGGAAACGGUAGUAGCUGAUGUUGUGACUCUUAAUUCAACGCCUAUCUUAGGUUUGAAAUAAAUUCCAACCACACUGAGCAUCUGUAGUUAAAGCUGAUUAGAUCUGUUCCUGCUUUUAUGUACAAUUGUCGAGCGGAUCUGACAUGGGGUAACAGCAAUAACCAUUUCUGGUGUCACACGCAUUUCCUAUAGCUAGAACAUUUGCUUUGAUGUGAAAAUCGCUUUGUUUCCGAGAUAUGUACAGCACAGCAGACCAAAAAAGGCUCGGAUUAUAUGCUACAAUCUAAACAACAACUCAGAAGUUCUUUCUUUUCUGAUCGUGCCUCUGAAAAAAUCGAUCUUGAAGAACAGGGGCGCUAACCAUACAAGAGAAAAAACAUCAAUUUUCUGACAAACGUCUCGGGUUUUGGGAUUUUGGUUAUAAUAACAACGCGUCUUAUGGGGCUGCACUAAGACGCCCUCUAGUUUUACGCUACUCAAAGGGAUCCUCAUUAUUAAAGAAAAAUUUUAAGGUGCGAGUUAUCUUUAAAGAAAUUGGCUCGAUGGAUAGACCUUGAAGUUUAUAAUUGUCUAUUUGUCAAAGAAGGGGGUUAUUUCAUUAAAUCUGGUUAUGUGAUGGUUACUUAUGAAAACUGAUGAGACAUCUACAGUCAGUUAAUGUAACAGGAAAAGACAACACUGAAUUUUCGUGGGAUUAACUGGGUUACAAUUGUUCAUAGGGAAAUGAGAGGGGAAAAACUCUUUGAAAGAGAAAUGAAGAAAGAGUAAAGAUAUAGGCCUUUGCACAGAUGUUAUUGCAGAGAUAUGUCGAAACAUUGGAGUAUCAAUAACCAAAAGCGAUCGAAUUCGCCUUUCGUUAAGAAGCUGAAUUGUUACAAAAGAAUUUGUUAGCUUUUUGAUAAUAACUGUACCAUGUGUUUUCUAUUUAACAUUCUACUGGUUUCAAAUCGAUUUGUUACCAAACUAUGGGUACAUAGAAUAUGUACAUAGCAAGCUGUGAAAGGAAUUUCUUCGGUGUAUUAGUAUAUUCUCAUGAUAAGUUCAAUUAUACUUGGUCAAAAUUACUUCGUUGUGAUUAUUUCCCUCUGUACACCACAGCAUGCCGCCUUUCGAAGGCCAACUGAACACGUUAAGUAGAAGAAUCAAGCACAAACCCGUAAGAAAUAUUUGUCCCGUGAUACAAGACUGUGCAACAUGUACGUGUAAUUUACAACAAGUGAAUCAGUAUUAGCUGUCUUUUCUAUGAAAACAUAUCUUUAUAUGUUUAAUUGGUAAACUUAUCGACCCGUAAUACAUUGUUUCCUUGUCGAUUUAAUGCCAACGUGUUUACGAAUGAUUUUUGAGAUAACUAACAUAUUCUGUCUGCAGAAAGAAUGGCACACAUUUUUCAGACUUUUCUCAAUUCUUAGGGCUUCAAACAAAUAUAGAGAAAGAUAUAAACGAUUGACUUUUUGGGAUAGAUUCUAGAAAAUACCUCUUUUUGACUAUUUUUUAUGUCUUCAUAUAUUAGAGCCUGAAAUUAUUUUAAAUUUUACCUCCAGGACAGUACUUUUUUUGUAUCUGUAUACAGCUUUUGCUGAAUAGAGGGGCGAAUAAAAUUUGAAAAUCCUCCUUCAAGGUAUCCGAGGCACAGUUAUAUGUCAUUUGAAAACUUUCGAUAGGAGAUUUUGUAAGACUCUCAAUGUUUUUUGUGUAUCAUCAUGACUAUUAUCAUCAUGAACAUGUUCUGUUGUUUCGUUCCUUCGUGCACAAAAAUUAAUUACUCCUCAAUCUCUCCGACCAUCUUUCAAGUCCUUUUUAAUUCAUGUUUCUUCUUUAAACGCUUUUUUCGUUGUGUUGAAGAGUAUCAUAUUAAUGACAUCCUUUUAGCUAUAUAUCAUAAUGGUUUAGAUUUGUUUUUAUAAAAUAAAACAUGUUUCAUGUUAAAGGGGCUUUUAAUCUCUUUUUCUUCAUUCUUUUUUAAAAAGUAUGAGAAAAAACCCUCUACAGAUUUGAACUCCAACAAGAAAUGUUUCAGAAACUUGGUUUAACUAUAAAAGAUCUAAGAAAGGUUUACUGGAUAGGCGAACAUGUGGCAAGAGUUAAAUAAUAAUUUUGUUUUCUUGUUUUUUAUAGAAGAAUGAUGUCAAUUUUUUUUGAGUUGUAAAUCCGUUUAGUCCAGAAAAGACCUUUUGAAUACUUUUCCUCAAGAGUAGGGUUACAAAAAUCGGAAAUGAGAACUUGAAAAUCUCUAGAAGUGUACACCCCGAGGACAAUGGCUCUGAAAAACACGGUUACUGCAUUUCAUUUCCCCUUCCAUUCAGAAAUGGCAGCUGCUUUUGGUUUAGAUUUAUCACUUUUACUAUGGUUAUUUAGGCUACUAGAGCGGACACUUGUUAGUCUCAUUUGCACAAAUAAAAUUAGCAAUAAAGAGUUGACGAAAGCUGAGUCCUUGCUGGGUACCAAGAUUCCGAGGAAAACCAAACCUUUUCGAACUGUCUCUGUGGCUUCUGAGAUGAAAGAUGCUCCGGAUUUUUCGCCUGACAUGUUCAAGUGGUUGCAAAACGAAGGACAUUUUUGUUGUCGGUGUAUUGCAUUUCUAACCAAACGCAAAGGUUUUAUGUCUCCAAAAAGCUGUCAUGCAUUAGACAAAGGACCACGCCUUGUUCUGCCUCAAAACAAAACUUAAAUACACAAAUCAUCUUAGGCGAUCAGCUAGAAAUGGAUUAGACGCUAAUUCCUUUGUAGUCGAUGGUGAUGAUCACCUUUUCCAAGAAAGUUGAGAGAAUGAAGUGCAAGAUGAGUGAAAUCAAGAGAGACAGAUUCAACAAAGGCCUUACAAUGGAGGCGCGCCAAUAGAUUGAAUCGGUUUUCUAAAAUCCAUUUGCUUAUUUGUGUUGCUUUGUUAUAUGAAUGCGAUAAAAGCUCAAAUGGACAUCAUUCGUCACCAGAUCGGAAAGACAAAUAUUUUUACUACAUAACAAAAACUAUUCUGGAUUUCAAAACUCACAAAGAACUAUUAAUAGAGUCAACGUUACUCACGAGAUCUUUCAAUCUAGCGUGAGAAAGUUUGUCCAAAUGACAAGAUCAGGUAUUUUGUGUCAAACUUGUCUGAUUUCUUGUACCAAGAAUGGCCACCCAAUUAGACGAAAUGUUUCUGUUUUAUCAUAAGUCGCACGAAAAUCCAAAGCCGUUUAUAAGAAUUUGAAAGGUUAUAAUUAAGCUUAAGAGAAAGCUUUUGAUGUCAAUGGGACACGUGUUUUGGAGACUGAAAGACACGUUUCAGGGGACUUUCGAAAAACAAAUUUCAUUUCAGUGGGUAACACGGAUAAAGUGACACUAAUGGACUAGUGACAAUAUAAUGUCCAGUAUCAUUGUAAUUGCUUGAAGAGCUAGACAGUAGCUAAUGAAAGCAGUUGACUUGUAAGUUUAACUUCUACUAUCGCGAGUCUUUGUUCAUUAAAUGAAAAUAAAACACCAGCCUAAUUGCAAACAAUAUGGUUAACACAAGAACGAUUGAACAAUUAGCACAGCAUUAGCACAAUGAAGCAGCAAUUAGUCACUAAUAUCAGCACAUUUUUGACCUCGAAUUGUUUAUUUUAUUGAAAAGAGAGCAUUUCGAAUUAUCACAUGUCAUAAAACUUCAACCAUGUUUCAGAUAUUCCUUACAGUACAUAGAUCCUAAAACCAACGCCAUCUGCCUUGGUUGACCAGAAGUUCUAUAGGUAAAACAAGAUAUGAAGCACGAUUUAUAUUUUUGAGGGGGAAGGUGGUUUUUUGAAAUGCACAUCUGGAUGGAAUUUGUUAUGCUAUCAUUAUCAUGAUCGUUUUCCCACGUUCUCCCACACACGGAGAUAAAAUUAUGUUUUAGAUCGUGAAAAAAAUUCAUUUAUCUGCCAUUAUGACCCACAUGUGAUUGAUUAUUUCAUUAAUAACGGAAAAAUAACAAUAAAUAUUUCUUCUUGAUACGAGUACCACAUAUAUAACUAAUGCGUUUUAUGAUGAUUCACAGCCGGCGAACGUUGCUUAUAGUAUUCACUUUAACGACAUGAAACUUUGCGAGCGGGGUUCCACUUUCAUUGCUGAAAAACAGCUAAUGCUGUUUGAUUUCGGGACUAUGUAUCACGGUUUUCUAUUUCUUGACGUGCGUUAACGUAAAAUGACUUUUUCAACUGUUUGAGAUGAUUUCUACGUGUGGGUGUUUUUGAGAGAGUUCUCUUUCGUAGUUUGAAGGUAAGGUCACUUGUGAAGAACAGCAGAAACGAGAACUCUAUUUAAAUGGUCACAAUGAGCAGGAUGAAAUCUGGCGGACGUGACCUAUACAAACCAUCCUGUAAGACACAAUAAACAGUACAAAGUGACAGUUCUACAUGAUCACACUCUAAGUUUUCUUGUUCUCAUAGAUGUAAACAUUUUAACAACUUUUACGUAGCUUUGCUGGAGUAGUGUCAGUUUACAAAUGAACUGCUUGUAAACAUGGGUUCAUCAGAAGUGUAAAAAACGUAGCAACAACGUAACCUCAGUGUCUAUGAAUUAAGUUUUUUGGCAUCUAAUUGAGACACUUAAAGCCUAAGUAAAUCUAAGUAAUAACUUUUUCACUGGGGUGAUUAAAAACAAUUUUAACUCUUCAUUUGAAUGCAGACAACCGGAAAUUUCUAAUCACGCACAGCAGUUCGACAAGAAAACUUUAAUUUCAAUGCAGUGAUCGCUAGUUGGAUUUUCAUUGAUAUGAUAGAGGGUCAUCUUCGAUUCAAAACAAUGCAAUAAAAAGUAUCAUAUGGGAGAGCUUCUCAAUGGCUUUCAUUAAAUUGGUAACAUACUUAGUUUUUAUGCACACAGGCAUACACAUUACAAUUGGGAGUACCUUGUACACUAUAACAGACGCCACACGAAAGUACAGCUCUAUCGCUUUCACUUGCAUAAUCUCACACAUUAAUUUUUUAUUUAGAGAUUUAAGAGUUGAAGUCACCUUUUACAGCGUAGUAAACAUUACCACGUGAAAGUACAGCUUUUCUUUUGAAUGGUCGCAGUAAGGGCUUAGGGCUAAGCUUCAUCUACCAACUGAAGGGUGGAAGUAUCCUGUGAUGUAUUGUCCGCAGAAUUACAAAUCAGAAUACAAGCAUGCAAGUUGUAUGGUUGAAUACUCUAUAUAAGAAAACCACUAUGAAAGAAACUUGAAGAUUUUCAUUUACGAUGUUUCUUAGAGUACAGUGUGAAACGCUGUGAAUAAUAUACAAGGAUAGAGCUUUUGGUCCAACUUACAAGUUAUCAAACAGGAAAUCUCUGUGCAAUGUAUCUAGUUCCAUGGCGUAUAUUCUUUGAAACGUUUUAAGAGGCGAGUUUCUUAUCUUCUUAGACGAAAUAACAAUUUAGGUGUGACUUUGCGAAGGUAGUGAUAUUAGGCAAUGAAUGAUUGUUUCGUUUCAUUUGUUUCCUCUUGAGGAAACAUCAAGCAAUUGCCCAGGGGAUAUCUCGCGGAGAUGUCAAUGAAUAGUUAUGACUCAAUCACCACACCAUUUAUUCUAAUAUAAAAACAUAAAAAGUUAACUACCGAAUGCUAGUUUGUUUUCUGGGGGCACACUGUGUCAAAUCUACAACCUGAUUUUUUAUGGUUUUUCCCGACGCUCAUAUGAAUGACUUAAGUAAAUCCUCUGAAACUCUGGAUUAAGUCAGAAUUAUGAUCUUUUUGCAAAUGGAACUAUUUUUCGUUAAGCACUAAAUCUGAGAGUAUAUGAAUCAAAUCGUAAUAAUGAAUUGAUCAAUACCUAUUCAUGGUCGAGUUCUGCCGAAUAAGCUUUCACUUGACUUGAAAACCUAACCUUGCCAUUUUUAUCCUCCACUAAGGAAACUGCUCUUUAAUGUCACUGGCUCUAUAAAUUGUAUGAAUGUAAACCAUAUAGACUCCAGUCCGGUUUCAGACUUUUGGAGAUAUCGCAAAGCUACCUGAUCUCACCUUCCGUAAGAUAAGGCUGAGAUCUUUCUCUUCGAAUAAAAAUUCAUAGUGGACAUACACCCUCUGUGUUUGAUUCAUUAUUCACACUGGUCGAUAAGAAACACUACCUCAUUGUACAGUAUAAAGAUGUUUCUAGUCAAAAGAUUUUAAGCAGGUCAUAAUCUCUGCUUCUAAAAUAAAGGAAUUUUAACAUAAAUUCUGAGCACCCUCAAAUAUGGAGCUCCUCAGUUCAAUGUAAAUACUCUAACCUUUUCUCUUUCAUAAUUUAAGGAUGUAAUUUAGAAUGAUCCUAUCUCUGAGGUAUUAAUUAUUACUUUUUAUGAAUGAUUUUUUUAAAACAUAUUGGAUUUCUAGUCUGUAGUUAAAUUGUUAUACCUACUUGGUCAUUAAAUUACAGUAAAUACAUGAGGCAAAUCCAAGGGAAAUCAGUUUUGCUUCGAGUUGGCAGGGAAUUCGAGUUACCGACGGUUCGAGUUAUCGGGACUCAUCUUACUAAUUUAAUGUUACUAGUCGUUCGUACAUGAUGCUGCUAUUUCUUUGCAAUCAGAUUUUUAUUGGAAAUAAUUAAUAAGUAGUAAUCUGCCUCUAGUAAUGCCAGUAGUUGCAGUAAUAAAUGCAGUCUUGUUUUAUUACUUCCUCCUUCUCCGUGUAGAUAUAGAUUUGUGCUGGGGGGAGGGGGGGGGGGCGGUUUUCGUUUUUUACUCUCCUUUUCCUUUUAUCGAACGAGUAAGUUAGAACCGUUUUGACGACCUGCAAGUUAUUUUGUUUUUAGAUAUUUGUAUCAGUUGGUUGCCUGGCUCGGCUAGCCAUUUCUAAGUUUUCUAAGCAGCCAGGAAUCUUAUUUAAUUUUCGCGUAGGUUAGGCGUGAAAAGUACAAGUAAAUAUUGGAAUGGUUGUUGAUAUUGCAGUGGCUCUUUUUGGUGUUGUCGCUGUUCAGUUUUGACUCGGUCACGGCUUGAAUUGACCCAAAAAGAGUAAGAUAGAUCAUAAAUAUUAAGCUGUUUUUCUUUCAGGUCCUUACCCAUUGGUUCCUAGCGCAUGUGAUCACUUACACGCCACUUAUUGGGCUUCACCUUAUUUAGCUACGCAUGCACAGCCUUUACUUUGUGGAUCGCUCCUUCAUUCAAAUUGUGAAGCUUGCUACAGCCAUACUCCAUACUCGUACAGCUCAUUAACAGGUGAGAUAGAGUGCUUAGCUUUUAAAUUAUAAAACAGUUUAAUACCAAAGUAUUCAUAACCGCCAAUCAGAUCAAAUGAAUAUCAUAAGGAGCUGAUGAGGACUAAAAGUAAAAACAAACAUCCUUUCUAAUCCUUUAAACCCUGAGAAAGACUGGUAUCUAGUUUAUCCGUAUAGUAUCACCCCUGAAUCACAUUUAGGUCACGAAAGUAAAGGAAAUGAUCACUAGCUUGAAGAAGCUCUUGACUAUCAGACAAAUUCUCCUUGUAAGCAUCUAGGAAAUUAUGGAGAGAAGUAUUGAGAUUAUGGUGGUUAAAGCACAGGGGACCGCGAGUGACCGAGGUGCAAUUGGUGCCGGUUCACUUUCAAGGUUACGCGAGAGGGUAACGUGAGUUUUAGGGAUCGAUCGCUAUGAGAACGAUCCCCAAUAUUUACGUCAAAUAGAGAGGACCUAUUACUUGAUGGGUGGGCGGCCAGUUUAUCGAGCUACCUUCAAAAUGGCGGCAUAUUUGAAGAAAAUGUUUGAAAUUCUAGUUUAACUAAACGUGGGCAGUAAAGUCAUUUGAAAUAUACUUUUCAGUAAUGGAGAGAGAAAUUACACGGUUUCCAUUGCAUAGUUCUCUUUAAAAUUUCUAGAAUUAUGGUAUCUUCCUUUGCUAAUGUUGAUAGCAGUGAGGCCAUGUGGCCGUGUGACUGGGUGGCCGAGUAGCACAUAAGUCAGUCUGGUGGUCUCGGGUUCAAGUAAUCCACCCUGCUAGCCACUGGAUUUGUUCUCGGUUGCCCCGAAUUCAACUCCUCGGCUGCUCUCUGUAAAUAGCUAACUGACCCGCCUCUUGUCAGUGGGUUUAUUAAACACUAUCUUUUUAUGUUCAUUUACGAUGUUUAGUUACAGUUCGUUUGAAUUUUAGGGCUUAGAUGAUACUAACUUCAUGUAAAUCUGGUUUAUCCCAGUAGAAUAAGGUGCAUUGUCAUUAUUCAUAAACACGGGUUGGACAGUUGUUGGUCCUUUUAGGCUGAGGUUCUUGAGUUGUUUCUUGACAUAAUUAUCCAACCCGUGUUCGUUAGCCGUAUAUUUAACUGAGACCUAAAGGUAGAAGAGAAAAACCCACAGAUCAUAAACCAACAACUCGUUGUUUAUCGUUUUCAAUAUGACCUGCGUGAUGCAGAUUAUGUAGGCUAUACGCGCAGACACUUACACAUGCGUGUGGACAGACAUAAACAACGGUAAUCCUUUAUGUAGAAACACCACCAAGACAAAUAUGACAAGGUCCCUGAAGAUCUACUGAGGAGCUUCGAUGUUCUAAAGAAAUGCAAAAAGUUAAUUCGAUUACUUAGUGCACGAGAUGUUGUUCAUCAGAGAACUAAAACCAACUCUGAACGUGCAAUCCGACUCACUCCGUGUUAAAGUAUUUCAGUAAUUUAAUCUCACAUUCUUUAUCAUGUAAAUUUAUUGCGGUUAUAAGUACUCGCAGAAUUCCUAAUCCUAACGCUUACCUUGACAAUGGCGUCAUGAAGACUCCGAAACGUCGGCUCACAUCGCUACUGUUUACGUGUUUAUGUAUAACAAGAUAUUUAUCGGCAAGAGUUGUUAUUAUCAUUUUAAUUUCAUCAUCGUCAUUACUAUUAUCAUUGCUAUUACUGUUAUUUUCAUUAUUAUUAUACACAAGGCUUUCUUUCUCCUUUGAUUAUUGGCAGGCAUGUAUGGCGAAUAUGGCACCUCUGUUCUUAACAAAACGAUACCAGGCCAAGUCUUACCCGGCCAACCAAAGCCGAGGAAACCAAGGAGGCCUUGGACAAGGGCAGUGUUUUCUAAUCUUCAGAGGAAGGGACUGGAAAAACGCUUCCAGCUUCAGAAAUAUUUAACAAAAGCCGAUCGACAUCAGCUGGCAUCUAUGUUGGGGUUGUCUGACAACCAAGUGAAAGUCUGGUUUCAAAACAGGCGAAUGAAAUGGAGACAAGAAGCGAGAGAGACAAUAACAACCGGCAGUCCUGAGGAAGGUUCAGAUAAGCAAGACCAAUAGUUUACAGUCCCUCACGGUCGUAAUAUUUUAAAGUUCAAGGAAGAGAAGACCGAAGAAUCAUCUCUUCACUGAGAAAUGAAAUAAAUUAGUUACGGAUGAAAAUAUGUAUCCGAAGUUAGUUAAACAGGAGUUUAAUUUAUUAGGUGAUAAAUUUAUCAUCUUUGUGUAAAAAGGUUUAGAAAUGCUUGACGUGAAUUCCAAUGGCCCGUUUCUCGUAUGUCCUGAUGGUAACCGGCCUCAAAAAACUGUAUUUUUUUUUUUACUUGUUUACAUUUAGGUUCGAGACAUUAGUAGCUGUGAUAUUCCAUGAAAAUAUCAGGAACGAAACAGAAUGCACUGGUAUUUGAGUUCAGACCAGCUGCUCUGUUCCUUCAUAGACCUAGAUUUUAAAAUGAGGUCUCGUGCUAAUAAAGUAACCAGGACCUCGAGAAAGGCCCCAGGUCCGGUAACUUGGUUAAGUUCAUUUUAAUCCACGGACGAAUAACCAUGCAUUCUUAAUCAGAGGGUUUCAGAGUUUUCUCAAGGCUUUGCAACCUUCUUGUUUCUACGAGGAGAUUCUUUAUAUUUUAAAAUAAUUUUGAUAAACAUUCUACUGUUCGCAACUCGAAAGCGAGGCUACUUGGUAAACUAGUUGGUAAACUUUUUAUCAUGUUUAGUUUUAUGGUUACUUCUAUUACAUGAUCAAUCCCUUUGUAAAAUCUUUGAGCUCAAGAGCUUUUGCUUCACAAUGAAAGAAGCAAUCAUAUGACAUCUGGUGCCACGUGCAAAAAAGGUGCCAAACACGAAAUUCAAACAUCAAAAUUGAUGGCAUUUGUUAAAAGGCAUAUACAUACAUUAGUUCAAUGCUUAAAAAUAUUGUUUACGCUUUCGUGAUUCGUCAUAAUUUUUAGGAGGCUUUUCUGUCAGAGAAAAGCAUGCUUGUAAAGUAAAUUGAUGCAGAGAUACGUCAAAACUUUCUAGGAUAAAUGAAAAUUAGAAGGAUGAUCAUGAUGUUGACUACAGGACUGUAAAAUGAGAUAAAUUUACAUGAAAUGUCACCAACAAAAUAAAGAGAAAAAAAACUAAGAGAUAAGAGACUUAAGACACAGAUAUAACGAGUUCAAGUGAAAAUAAUGGUGUCCAGAUAUUUGUAACCUUUUUUGAACUUCCUUCAAAGAGAAGGCGAACACAAAUUAUCAGUUCUAAGGAAUACAUCAACACAAGAGGUAGCACUGACUCGCUUAAAGAAAGAGGGAUAGGGUGAUUCACAGAGUGUAAUUGAUAAAUUUGAAAUUUUAACAUGAAUUUUGCAAUCUAAAACUGACAGUGGUGUUCAUCCUCCUAGUUCAUCUUUUACUGUGAUCUCCGCUUCAAAGUCAUUUCGACACAAAAGAAUAUUCGCCACACAAAAUUUGUUGUAUGGCACACAUGAACACAAUACAUUUCUCGUAGUUAAAGGGUAAAGGUGAAAUAUUGUCGGAAGAAAGCUGUGUUUUUAAAUUAAGCGCAUCACCGGUCUUAAAGUCGCAUAUACUCCUCUUGAUUGCGGGUCACGACAAGUGAAACUGACUACUCUUCGUUCAUUGCCUUUCUAAUUGAGAAAUCUUUUUAGGAUCAGUUCUGUCUGAAGAAAAAUAUCCAAGGGAAAAGCUUCGCAAUUUUGUCGACAAAUGUCCUUUUCGAAUCACUCAUAGAAGCAAAUUGGCCAUCGACAAGAUUUUCAUUCUCAAAAACUGGUUCGUUAUUUUAAACUUUUCUAAACUUUUCAUCUACAAUGUAAAUAAAAAAAAAAUUGAAGCUUGAAGGGAAAACUUUGACGCACCUUAUAAAUUCGAUUUGUGACAGGCCACCCAAGCCACCCGCUAUGCUGUAAAUGAAGUUUCUCUAAUUAUAUUAAAAAGGAACUAAAAUGAGAAGUUUAAGGUUACUUUUGAUAAACUCUAACAUCAGUAAAAGCUUUUUUCGUUGAAUAUUGAAAAGAGUUCAAUAACAUACUUAACUAGUGAUUCGUAUUUAGUUCAGUUUAGCAAGAAGCAAGAGGCGCCCUUUCAAAGGAGUGCAUUGAUCAACAUAAGGUAUUUUAACGAACAGGAAAUAAUAAAUGG
Molecule: messenger RNA, 12723 nt
Organism: Pocillopora meandrina
Lineage: Eukaryota; Metazoa; Cnidaria; Anthozoa; Scleractinia; Pocilloporidae
Source: the annotation of a GenBank genome assembly